Molecule: messenger RNA, 939 nt
Organism: Terrapene triunguis (Three-toed box turtle)
Lineage: Eukaryota; Metazoa; Chordata; Testudines; Emydidae
Product: olfactory receptor 1038-like
Exons: 2
Coding region: 1-939 (312 amino acids)
Biological process (GO): G protein-coupled receptor signaling pathway; sensory perception of smell
Cellular component (GO): membrane
Molecular function (GO): olfactory receptor activity; G protein-coupled receptor activity; odorant binding
Source: RefSeq, a predicted model, not a curated record
AUGGCUGGGGAAAAUCACACCCUGGUGACUGAGUUUGUUCUCUCAGGACUAACAGAAAGUCCAGAGAUGAAGGCCAUCUGCUUUCUGCUCUUCUUAGUGAUGUACCUGAUCACCCUGGUGGGAAACCUCGGGAUGAUCAUGUUGAUCAGGUUCGACCCCCGGCUCCACACCCCGAUGUACUAUUUCCUCAGUAAUUUGGAUUUUGUGGAUUUCUGCUACUCCUCAACCAUCACCCCCAAGAUGCUGGUGGAUUUCCUAACUGAGAGGAGAGCCAUUUCAUUUGGUGGGUGCAUUGCACAGCUGUUCUGUUUUGUGCUCACAGCGAGCGUUGAAUGCCUCCUGUUGGCCGUGAUGGCCUAUGACCGUUACGUGGCCAUCUGUAACCCACUACUCUAUACCGUCAGCAUGUCCCGCAGAGUCUGUGCCCAGCUGGUGGCUGGCUCGUAUCUCAUUGGCUUUGUCCAUGCACUGGCACAAACUAUCUCCACCUUUAGACUGUCCUUCUGCAGCUCUAAUGUCAUCAAUCAUUACUUCUGUGACAUCCCCCCACUGAUACAGCUCUCCUGCUCUGAUACCUACAGCAAUGAGAUAGUGCUUUACACUUUUGGUACAUUUCACGGCAUCGUCACCUCAUUGGAGAUUCUGGUCUCCUAUAUCUAUAUCAUCUCCACCAUCCUGAGGAUUCGCUCCACUGGGGGCAGACGCAAAGCCUUCUCCACCUGUGCCUCCCACCUGACAGCUGUCAUGAUAUUCUAUGGCACCACAGUCUUUAUGUAUGUCAGGCCAAUUUCCAGUUACUCGCUGGACCGGGACAAAGUGGUCUCAGUGUUCUACACUGUUGUGAUCCCCAUGCUGAAUCCUCUUAUCUACAGCCUGAGGAACAAGGAGGUGAAGGACGCCCUGAAAAGGUUAUUAGGCCGAAAACGGAGAACCACUUGA